Exophiala xenobiotica is the source of this 1689-nucleotide messenger RNA. RefSeq lists its product as uncharacterized. Lineage: Eukaryota; Fungi; Ascomycota; Eurotiomycetes; Chaetothyriales; Herpotrichiellaceae. The record is from RefSeq and is a predicted model, not a curated record. Bases 76 to 981 code for a protein of 301 amino acids. The transcript has a single exon.
GAGGGCCGCCGGCAAAUCCAAAGAUAAAGCGUCGGAAGGCAGCUCGCCGCUGGUGCAGUGCCAUCAGACAUCGAAAUGGAGGAAGCUGAAGAAACACCUCUAGAUCCAGUGGAGGAUCCGAAGGUGUACAUCAAGAAUGACCUUACGCAAAUCGUUGCACAAGCUGUCACCGAAGCACGUCCGGAAGAACAAGCGAAAGCCCAACGUCAGCUUGUGGAAGCUCUUGCGGAAGUCCGGCGUCAGUACAAAGAGGAAACUGCGGCCACGAACAAAGCACGUAUGGAGAACAUGCGGUGGCAGGAACAGCAAAUGCAGCAGGUGGAAGCGGAUAAUCAACGACUCAGAGAACGAGAUUCUGUAUCUGCUCAAAAUGCAUUCGCUCAGCCACUGAACCAAGCAGCAAUCAGUGCUCUCAGUGAACAGCAGGUUGUCGAGCUCUAUCGCCAGUUUUCCGAGCUUUCUCGCCUGAUCAGCCCACGAGUUGAAAAUGCUCUCCAGCAAUACGCUCGCCGUGAGCUUAUCGACAGCGCAACAGAUGACGAAACGCACGAGGCCGAUAACGAGGCACCACCCUCGAGAUUCGGAACCAUUCGGAAGAAGCCCGGCAAAAAGCUUCUGGAAGGGUUGAAAAUCCUUGGAAGAAGUGGUACGCAGAAAGGCAAAGAAAAGAGAGGAAGCUCAAUCGGUGACACAUUUGCACGGUUCAAGAGCAUAAUCAAGAGUACUCUGGGCUCGGACAAGAGCACUGAUGAUACGGACACCGCAGUGACAGAUGAAUCAUCAGCGGCAUCCCCAUUCAAGUCAACACACAUGCCCUCGCAUGACACGCAGGAGCCGCCAACUACACCAAUCCACCGACCUUCGACGGACGUGAACACAAUGCGCGCUCGAAGAAAGCUGAGUAAAAAGUCAUUGAAAAUGUCGGGCCUGUUGAAGCCAGAGAACCAGAAGAGGAGGGUUCGACAACUGAAACCAGCUUGACGGACGCCACUGCGGGCGCGUCUCCUACGCCAGCGAGGCGGAGAUUUAUGCCGCCAGUGGAGAGACUUCUCACUGACACUAUGGCUCAUCCUCGUCGCGAUGCUGGUCUUGCACGAGGUUCACAAGACGCUAUUAGUCUUCCUCCGACUCCAGACAGAGGCCUGCAGCCAUAACGCAGCCAUGCUGUCCUGGGAUCGCGUCGGGAUGGAAGUCAACAACAGUCACGUAAGCGCGCCCUGUCAGAUGCAAGAUCUUCCUUUGGAGCGCUGGCAAGCGAUCCAUUUCGGCCGUCCUAUACGCCGUCGAGAGCAACUCAGGCAUCCCUGCACAGAACCUCUGCUCACCGCGACCUUUCGGCUGAAUAUCGACAACCGGUACAGACAAUUGGGGUUAAGACCGCCGUGCCAGGAGGAAGAGCGACCGAGGUCUCCGACAGCGAGGAGGAUCGAUACGCCUCAGCUAUUUCUAGCAGCCCGCCCCGCUCAUCAGAGGAUGAUACAGAGAUUGACUGAUUGAUGUGGUGAAAGGAUUUCAUGGGUGGGGUGGAAGGAUAUUGGUGAAGCUAUGGAGUGCAUGAAGAAUGAAAUUGUGUGGAUUUUUGGAGUCAUCAGGAGUACUCAAGAGAAGGCGUGGGAUGUGCUGUGCAUGAUUCGUUCUUUUUACUUUCUUCUAUGGCAUAGCCUGAAUCAAUGGAAAGAUUUGAUGUCG